AUUCAAAAUUCAAAUCUCAAAACCAACAAGAGCCGUUGCUUUUCCAAUUCGUUUUUUUCUUCCCAAAAUUCAUUUUCACACACUCACACACUGAACCCAUUUCUCUCACACAAAACGAGCCCCACCUAUAUAUAACAACGCGCCCUACCUUUUUCCACUAUUCCUCCUCAUUUUCCUAUCUCUCUCUCUUCAAUCUCUCUCUCUCUCUCUCUCUCUCCAAACCCUCCUCUCCAGAUUCAAAAAAAUCCCUUUUCGGUUUCUCUCCUUUAGUUCUUCUUUCGAAUCUUGUUUUUACCCGUUUCAAUCACAAGAAAAGAUGAGAGAAAUUCUUCACAUUCAAGGUGGUCAAUGUGGUAACCAGAUUGGGGCCAAGUUUUGGGAGGUUGUCUGUGCGGAGCACGGGAUUGAUGCUACCGGACGGUACCAUGGUGAAUCCGACCUUCAGCUUGAGAGGGUGAACGUUUAUUACAAUGAAGCUAGUGGUGGUCGUUUCGUCCCUCGUGCUGUGCUCAUGGAUCUUGAGCCAGGGACCAUGGACAGCGUCAGAUCUGGUCCCCAUGGACAGAUCUUUCGCCCUGAUAACUUUGUGUUCGGCCAAUCUGGAGCAGGAAACAACUGGGCCAAAGGUCACUACACCGAGGGAGCGGAGUUGAUUGAUUCUGUUCUCGAUGUGGUUCGCAAGGAAGCAGAAAAUUGUGACUGCUUGCAAGGUUUUCAGGUUUGUCACUCAUUGGGAGGAGGAACUGGAUCUGGAAUGGGAACCCUAUUGAUUUCCAAAAUCAGAGAGGAGUACCCAGACAGGAUGAUGUUGACGUUCUCUGUUUUCCCAUCUCCAAAGGUCUCUGACACAGUUGUGGAGCCUUACAAUGCCACCUUGUCUGUUCACCAGCUCGUGGAGAAUGCAGAUGAAUGCAUGGUUCUUGACAAUGAAGCUUUGUAUGACAUUUGCUUCCGUACCCUCAAGCUCACAACUCCUAGCUUUGGUGAUCUUAAUCACUUGAUAUCUGCAACCAUGUCUGGGGUCACUUGUUGUUUGAGGUUCCCUGGUCAGCUUAACUCUGAUCUGAGGAAGCUAGCUGUUAACCUCAUUCCAUUCCCUCGUCUUCAUUUCUUCAUGGUGGGAUUUGCACCACUUACCUCCAGAGGGUCUCAACAGUACAGAGCCUUGACUGUUCCUGAAUUGACUCAACAAAUGUGGGAUGCGAAAAACAUGAUGUGUGCUGCUGAUCCUAGACAUGGACGUUAUUUGACUGCAUCAGCCAUGUUCCGGGGGAAAAUGAGCACCAAGGAAGUUGAUGAGCAGAUGUUGAAUGUGCAGAACAAAAACUCAUCCUACUUUGUAGAGUGGAUCCCCAACAAUGUCAAAUCAACUGUCUGUGACAUACCACCAACUGGUCUCAAAAUGGCUUCAACAUUUAUUGGUAACUCUACAUCCAUUCAAGAGAUGUUCCGCCGUGUGAGUGAACAGUUCACAGCUAUGUUUAGGAGGAAGGCUUUCUUGCAUUGGUAUACUGGGGAGGGUAUGGAUGAGAUGGAGUUCACUGAGGCUGAAAGUAACAUGAAUGAUCUGGUUUCUGAGUACCAGCAAUACCAAGAUGCAACAGCUGAUGAGGAGGGAGAGUAUGAAGAUGAAGAGGAAGUUUAUGAAUGAUUGAAGUAUAUUGGGGGGGAAUUUCAGUUAACUUUGUUUUGUAGCUGUAGAAUGGUAGUUGUUGCUUUAACUGUGGGUUUAACCUCAACUACAACUUCUCCAAAUUGCUUUGUAGGAUGAUAUUUCAUAUGGGGGGCAACAGUAUUUUAUAUUUUGAGCAGAACAAAACAUAUCUCUAUGAUCUUGAAUCUGGUUCCUAUUUCAGCAAUUACUACUAUUCUGUCAACCUGUGUUGGUUUGUCUUUAAUGUUUUGUGAAUUGUCGUUAUAUGAUUUUGUUGUGUAUCCCGUUAAUUUUAUCGAUUGUGAAUGAUUAGUCAGUUGCAUUAGAAUAUGUGAAGAGCUGCUGCUCAUCAAACUGUGAAAAUAUAGAUGGCCAUAUUGAUCUGGGAGGGA
Molecule: messenger RNA, 2046 nt
Organism: Oldenlandia corymbosa var. corymbosa
Lineage: Eukaryota; Viridiplantae; Streptophyta; Magnoliopsida; Gentianales; Rubiaceae
Source: the annotation of a GenBank genome assembly